AAACGGCCCACUGGUGAGCCAAGAGUGGUGCCAUCACAGGCCACCCAGCAGAAUCUGCGUAUGCGGGGACAGCGGCGAGGAGCACAUGCCAGCUAUGCGACAAGGUGAAGAAGCCGUGCAUGGGACACAGGCCCAGUGCUGCAUUGCGUGCGCGUAUGCGGGGGAGGGGCGACACCGGGAUGGAGAGCCAGCAAUAAGCAGCCAAGACUGAAUGCUGCCUAGGCUAGCUCUGGUACCGCACCAGGAGCAUUUGGGCAGGCGGGGUGCUGCGCAUCAGCAGGGGAGGCGCUGGCCAAGGCUGUUCGCAAUUGCAGCCUGUAGCUGCCGAACCAGCUUGUGCUGGCAGAUUGUUCGGCUGUGGGCACUUUGCGUCGGGGGGAAUAUGGCCCUCGAUGCGCUGCAUGUGCGCCCCGUCCCCUCCACGCGUCCUCUCUCCCAUGCCCGCACAGGUCCUCCAGCCAGCGCUCGCCGAAUCGGCGCCCUUCCCCAUGUUCUCCACACAGCCCUAUUUCACCCAGGCCCACCUCUCCACACGCUGAAAUGUUCACACUAGAAGGGAUCCUCAAGACCCGGUAUGCCAGGCCCCCAACACAAUCCCGGCAAUUGAGACGA
Molecule: messenger RNA, 612 nt
Organism: Linderina pennispora
Lineage: Eukaryota; Fungi; Kickxellomycota; Kickxellomycetes; Kickxellales; Kickxellaceae
Exons: 1
Coding region: 212-553 (113 amino acids)
Source: RefSeq, a predicted model, not a curated record